AUGGAAUAAGCAAAUUAAGGAGACAUAAAAAGAAUUGACAAAGCCUCGAUACUGUAGAUUUGCAGCAGCUAGGUCGUGAUAGAUUUAAAGAGUGCAGUAAAAGAACUGGUAGAGAAUUCUCUUGAUGCUGAAUCAACAUCAAUAGAUAUUAAAUUUUACAACUAUGGGUUAAAUGGCUUUGAAGUUAUUGAUGAUGGACAUGGGAUAAAAGAAGUAGAUUUUGAUGUAAUUGCAAAAAGAGGCACAACCUCUAAGAUUAAUGAAUUCGAAGAUAUAUAUGCUGUGAAGAGUUUGGGGUUUAGAGGUGAAGCUCUAAGUUCUCUUUGCAACAUAGCUAAUGUUACCAUUUAGACAAAAAGACCAGACUAAAAUACUGGAUGGCUAUUAAAAUUCAAUCAUCUGGGUGAUGUAAUAUAAAAAGAGCAAGUUGCAAAAUAAGAUGGAACAUCUGUUAUUGUGAAGGACUUAUUUAAGGAUUUACCAGUGAGAAUGCUAGAAUUUAAAAAGAAUUACAAAACUCAAUAUGCUAAGACCUUAUUGUAGCUGUAGGGACCUUUCACCUCAAUUUUAAGAACCAAUCCUCUUUAAGAUAAUUCAGAUAAAGCUCUAGCUAAUAACAUUAUUACAGUUUUAGGAAAACCAAAAUUUCAAUAGUUAAUAGAGUUCAAAGCUGACUUGCCCAAGGUGAAAGUUACAAGUUUUAUAACUAAAACUGUUUUAAGUGGGAGUAUGAAUAACAAUAAAAUCAACAAGGAUUUCACUUUCUUCUACUUGAAUAAGAGACCAAUAGAUAUGCCAAGAAAGUUCAAGCAACUCUUUUCAGAGAUUUAUAAAAUUUACAAUCCUUCAACAAACCCUAUAAUUGUUAUGAAUAUUGAUGUUGAGGAUAAUAACUAUGACAUAAAUGUUUCACCAGAUAAAAGAGACGUAUUUCUUAAGAAUGAAGAAGAUGUUAUCUAGGCUCUGAGAAUAGAAUUACAGUAAUUUUUUGAAAAUAUUCAAAGAACCAAAGCCUAUGAUAGUUUCUAGGCCCCUUAAAGUCAAAGAUAAUCAUAAUUAAUUCUUGGGUCAAAGUCAUCUAAUGACUCUAAGACUAAGAGUGAUUAAUAAUCUGAUGGGAAUAGGGAAACCCUGUCAGAAACAAACUGGAUACAAUCUAAAAGGAGAGUCUAUGAUGAUAUCUCAAAUGAUAAUUAUAACCAUUAAGAUGCAUAGAGUGAAUAAUUAACUCCUAACAAACAUAAACUUGAGGGAAAGACUAUCACAAAGUCUAAAUAAAGUUUCUAAGAAUGGGAUGGGCAUUCUGAUAUCAAAGUCUUAAAUACUAUAGAUAGAUAGUAAGAAAGUUUUAAUAGAUAAAGAGAGUGUACACCUUUGAUAGAUACUAAGUAAUAUCUUGAAAGACUAAAGACUGUUACUUCUUAAAAGUUCUAAAGCGAUACUUCUAAGAAAUUUUAAAUGACUACGUACGAGCCUAAGACGGUUCUUAUUUCAAAGAAUAAUUAAACUGAUAAUGAAAAUAUCUUAAACUCUAAUCAAAUUUAAACUUCCACCAAAACUUUAGCGUCUGGAUUAAAACUAACAGAGUAUAUACCUUAGCUUUAAAAGUAAACAUUAUCGAGAGGAUAUACAAUUACUGAAUUUUCUUUGCCUGAGUUUCCUAUUCAAAAGCAAGAAAUUGAUAUAACUGAAGACAGUUAAAGAUCAAAAGCAGAAAAUCUAAUGUAAAAAAUGUAAGACUUCUCAGACAGAAUUAUGAAUGGGCAGUAAUACUCAUAAAACGAUAAAUAGCAACUAUCUCAAGAUGAUUAAUUUUUCAAUAAAUGUAUGGACGACUAUUCCAAAAAAUUGGCAAUGGAAAAGGAGAAAAUUCUGAAUGCUGAAGCCCAAAUGGAUAUGAAUACAGAUCUUCGGAAUUUUGAAAGUGCUGUUAAAAAUUAACUGAGAAGAGAAAAACUAAUACUCUAAUAUUAAAAUGAAAAUAAUGACGAUUAAUUCUAGGAGGAAUCUUUUCAAGAAAUUAUAAGAAAGCAAUUAAACCAAUUAAAAUCAAGUCAAGAAAUAACUUAGCAGGAUUCAGAGUAAAUUAAUGUUAUUACAAAUAGUGCUAAUCUGUAAAUGGAUGAAAAGACCUUGCAAAGAAUGUUUAAAAAAGAAGAUUUUAAAACUCUGAGAGUAAUCGGUUAAUUCAACAAAGGAUUUAUAAUGUCAGUUCUUAAUGAAGAAGACCUUUUUAUCCUAGAUUAGCAUGCAUGUGAUGAGAAAUAUAAUUUCGAAAAAUAUUCAAGGACUUCUGUAAUAGAUACCCAAGAUCUCAUCAAUCCAAUACAAGUAGAAUUAAGUGUUACUGAUGCUUUAGCAAUCAAACUACACAAAGAAGUCUUUAAAAUGAACGGAUUCAAAGUAGAACCAAAAGAAUCUGAUGAUGAAAUGAAUAACUUAUUUCUAAUUAAAAGUUUACCACUUAUUAAGAAAGCCAAUUUCACUGUUGAUGAUUUUGAUAAAGAAUAGUCUUAUUAGGCUAAGGAGGGAAUGCUUCAUAAGGAAAUUAUGAGACCUUCUAAAAUUUACGCAAAUUUAGCUUCUAGAGCAUGUAGAACAAGCAUUAUGGUUGGAACUGAUUUAGAUUAGUAAACUAUGAAAAAAGUUGUUAAUAACCUAGCAACACUUGAAAGUCCUUGGAAUUGUCCUCAUGGAAGGCCAACAAUGAGAUUUUUGAAGAAACUAGAUUUGAAUUCAUAAAGCAGACUAAAGAGAUAACCCCCAAAUUUAUUAAGAAAUUGA
Stylonychia lemnae is the source of this 2784-nucleotide messenger RNA. The record is from the annotation of a GenBank genome assembly. Lineage: Eukaryota; Ciliophora; Spirotrichea; Sporadotrichida; Oxytrichidae.